AUGCCUUCCAUCACUAUCAUCAUCAGUUCUGCCUGGGGCUCCAUAACUGCUGUGAGUGAGAUAUUGGUGCAAGUGAGAAUCACAGUCUUGCUGUUCUGGCUGAAAGCACUUUUUAUUUAUAGUGGAUGGGCCCAGAUUGUGCACUCCGAAAAUCAACAUCUUCCAGAAGUAAUGAUUCCAUUGAAGGUUGAAGACCAUAACAGCAUAAAAUCUUCAGACUGGAUCUCUUACAGCCUAAAGUUUGAGGGUCAGAGACAUAUUAUCCGCAUGAAAAUCACCAAGCAUUUAUUGGCCCAAAACAUGCCAGUGUUCACCUACACAAGCCAGGGUUCUCUCCAUCAGGACCAUCCUUUCACCCAGAACAACUGCUACUAUUAUGGCUAUGUGGAAGGGGAACUGAAAUCCCAGGUUUCCCUAGAUAGUUGUUUGGGGGGCUUAAAGGGAAUAAUCUAUAAAGACAACAUUGUUUAUAAAAUUGUGCCAAAAAUGCAUUCCACCAAAUUUGAGCAUAUGGUUUAUAAGCUGAAAAGUGAGGCUGAAUUUCCAGUCAGAAGAUGUGGGUUAAUAGAUGAAGAAAUUCAACAACUUAAAUUUUUUAAGAAUGAUGAUUUAUCCACUUCAAUGCAGAGUGGAUACACAGGCUGGUGGACCCAGAAGAAAUACCUUGAGCUGGGUGUAGUAGUCGAUAAUAAUCGGUAUCUUCAUCAUGAAAGUAACAUCACAGAAGUUCAAUGGGAAGUUUCUCUUGUAGUCAAUCUGGUCAAUGUCUUUUUGCAAUCAUUAAAUAUUGAUGUGUCUUUAAAGGGAAUUGAAAUCUGGACACAGAAAAACCUUGUAGCUGUAGAUAGUCUUGAAGUUCUCCUGGAAAAUUUUUGCAUCUGGAAAAGAGUACAUCUUAAUGAUCGUUUGGAUCAUGAUGUUGCUCAUCUAUUUGUCAAGAUAUCCUAUAGUGACAGAGUUGGUUUAGCGUAUGUGGGAACAGUUUGCAAUGAUUUAUAUAACUGUGCAGUGAGUAGUUUCAUGAAUGAUGACAUUAUCAACUUUGGAUAUAUUAUGUCACAUGAGUUGGGUCAUAAUCUGGGUAUGAGACAUGAUGAUGAGAAUUGUGUGUGUGGGGAACCAUAUUGCAUUAUGCAUCCAUCGAUAUUUGUUGCAUCUCAAUUCAGCAACUGUAGUUACAGUCAGUAUUUAAGAACCUGUACAGGCAAAGAUUGCUUGGACUUUCCAAUCAAUUCAGAAAACACCUUGCAAGAGGAGCGUUGUGGGAAUGGGGUGGUUGAAAAUAAAGAAGAGUGUGACUGUGGCCCCAUUUAUUUAUGUGCAAAAGAUCCAUGUUGUGAGGCAAACUGCACACUGACACCCGGAGCUCUUUGUGCAUCUGGACUCUGCUGCAAGGACUGUAAGAUUUUACCAGCAGGUACACUGUGUAGAAAAAAGGAAAAUGAAUGUGAUCUUCCAGAGUGGUGCAAUGGCACAUCCCACGAGUGCCCAGAGGAUGUGUAUGUGCAGGCUGGGAUCUCAUGCAAGGGUGGUGGACACUGUUAUGAAAAGAGAUGCAAUGACCGUGAUGAACAGUGUAGGAAAAUUUUUGGAAGAGAGUCUAAAAGUGCAAAUGGCCUUUGCUACAAAGAGGCCAAUAGCAGAGGUGAUCGUUUUGGUCAUUGUAGUUUAAACAACAUGUUGAGGUAUACUCAGUGCCACAUCAAAGAUUCUCUGUGUGGAAGGAUUCAGUGUGAGAAUGUGAGAAAGAUUCCUCUUCUGGAGAAUCACAGGACCCUGAUUUCAACGAAUAUCAGUGGCCACAACUGCUGGAGUACUGACUAUCAUGUGGGCAUGACCAUACCUGAUAUUGGUGAAGUGAAAGAUGGUACUGCAUGUGGAGAAAAUCAAAUUUGUAUGAGACAGAAGUGUAUCCCUCUAGCAGACUUCAAGAGCUACUGUUCACCUUUAACUUGCAAUAUGAAUGGAAUUUGCAACAAUAGACAUCACUGCCACUGCGAUGCUAAGCUGCGCCCACCCCACUGCAUUGUAAAAGGGUAUGGAGGUAGUAUUGACAGUGGCCCACCGCCUCGAGAAUUUUCUACCAUCACUGAAAUAUUAGCAGCAGGACUUGGACGUUAUUGGUUCAUAAUUUCACUAUUGCGUUUCUUAAUAUUUAUAUUGAUUUUCAUUGCUGUAGUAAUGAAAGCAGACAGCUAA
Messenger RNA from Suncus etruscus (white-toothed pygmy shrew), 2199 nucleotides. Its product is annotated as disintegrin and metalloproteinase domain-containing protein 20-like. Gene Ontology annotation, biological process: proteolysis; male gonad development. NCBI's taxonomy places the organism in Eukaryota, Metazoa, Chordata, Mammalia, Eulipotyphla, Soricidae. Gene Ontology annotation, molecular function: metalloendopeptidase activity. Gene Ontology annotation, cellular component: sperm head plasma membrane; plasma membrane; external side of plasma membrane. The record is from RefSeq and is a predicted model, not a curated record. Bases 1 to 2199 code for a protein of 732 amino acids. The transcript has a single exon.